Molecule: messenger RNA, 816 nt
Organism: Dovyalis caffra
Lineage: Eukaryota; Viridiplantae; Streptophyta; Magnoliopsida; Malpighiales; Salicaceae
Source: the annotation of a GenBank genome assembly
AUGGAGAAAACCUUUUCACGUCUAACAGAACAACGAAUCAGUGAAGAUGAUGAAGAGUUGCUUAAGCUCUCGCUCUCAACUGGAUCUAGGUCACUGCCAAAGGCAUUAUCGCAAUCAUCACCACCACUUAUUUUAGGUCAACCAUCAACGCUUCCAUCGCAGUUGUUUUCACUACAGGCACCACCUCCACCAUCACCAUCGCCGCCACCUAUUCUCCAUACGCCGCCUCCUACUGGCCCAUCUCAUCAAAACACUGUCAUUGGGCAAGUGCGUUCUCACAUCCGUAAAUCUUCCUCUCAGAUUUUAAGGAAAGGAAAAAGUGAGACCGUACCCGCACCAUAUCCAUGGUCUACUUCUAGACGUGCCACCGUCCAUAGCCUUGAAUAUCUGCUAGGCAAUGGACUAAACGUUAUUUCUGGUCUAGUCCAGUGUAAAAAAUGCGAAAAACAGCAUGAGAUUGAAUAUGAUUUGCAGCAAAAAUUCAUGGAAGUGGCAUCUUUUAUUUCCGAAAACAAGAGCACCAUGUAUGAUCGAGCGCCAUCAGUUUGGCUGAAUCCAACCCUUCCUGAUUGCAAUUUUUGCCAUCAAAGAAACUGCGUGAAGCCAAUUAUGUCAAAGAAAAAGUCCAUUAAUUGGUUGUUUUUGCUUUUGGGACAGAUGCUUGGGUGUUGCCAACUAAAGGUAUUGAAAUAUUUUUGCAAGCACACCAAGAAUCAUAGAACAGGUGCCAAAGAUCGAGUUCUCUAUCUUACUUAUUUAAGUCUUUGUAAACAAUUAGAUCCCAAGGGACAAUUUGAUAUUGAGUUUACUACAUAG